GGCUGGUCAAAAAAGAAGUCGAAAGUCCGUGGUGCUGGUGCUAACAUAUUAUUUGGAAUUUCGGGAAUUUCACUGCACGUUUCUACAUAUUUAAAAUUGUCCAGAUGAAACAGAAGAGCGGAAAGUUUGAUGUCGAACAGUACUUCUUGGGUAUUUUGGACGAGGAUGAUGGUCUGUCGUCCGGAAUCGCCGCUAUCAAAACUUUGCUGAUGGUGCUGGAGAAAACAAAGUUUGACACUGUGCAGGAGUUGCACUCCACCAUUCAGGCGGCGGUGCAGUCCAUGCGUAACACAGACAAACCGAUGACAUCGGUUGUAUCCGGAAGCGAACUGUUCUCCCGCUUCAUUACGCUGGCCAAAUUCGACGAUAAAACCAUGGAUGAAGUUCGGCAGAUUAUGUUGAGUCGGGGAAAGACUUUUCUGGACAAACUGCUGGAAAGUAGGCACAUCGUUGCGAAACAGGCCUGCGGAUUUAUCAGCGAUGGGUGUCGCAUACUGACUCAUGCUCGCUCUCGAACCGUUCGGGAUACACUGAUCCUGGCGGCAAAAGCGAACAAACGCUUUCAGGUCUAUUGCACGCAGAGUUUUGUCGAUAAGCAGGGGGAGCAGAUGCAGAAAGAACUGAAAGCCGAGGGAAUCGAAUGUACACUCAUUCUGGAUUCGGCGGUCGGUUAUGUGAUGGAAACCGUUGAUUUGGUCUUUGUCGGUGCCGAAGGAGUCGUGGAGAGCGGUGGGAUCAUCAAUCGAGUCGGAACCUUUACGAUGGCCAUGUGUGCUCGUGAGAUGAAGAAACCAUUUUACGUACUGGUGGAGAGUUUCAAAUUUACCCGGCUGUACCCGUUGAAUCAGCGAGAUCUACCGGAUGACUACAAGUAUCUCAAAACCAGCCUCGGUGACAUCUCGAAAGCACACCCGCUGGUGGAUUACACGCCGCCCGUUUACAUUACGCUGCUUUUUACGGAUCUGGGAAUAUUGACACCUUCGGCAGUUAGUGAUGAACUGAUUAAACUGUAUCUGUGAAUAAA
Molecule: messenger RNA, 1024 nt
Organism: Malaya genurostris
Lineage: Eukaryota; Metazoa; Arthropoda; Insecta; Diptera; Culicidae
Gene: eIF2Balpha
Product: translation initiation factor eIF-2B subunit alpha
Exons: 5
Coding region: 105-1019 (304 amino acids)
Biological process (GO): translational initiation
Cellular component (GO): eukaryotic translation initiation factor 2B complex
Molecular function (GO): translation initiation factor activity; guanyl-nucleotide exchange factor activity
Source: RefSeq, a predicted model, not a curated record